AUGGUUGAAUCAAAAUCUAAGAAGUUUAAGUUUGGUAAAUUGUUUGGACGACUGAGUAGUAGCUUAGCCCAUAUCCAUGAAGAACAGCUAUCAAUAAUCAAAUCAAACCCUGAGACUGCCGCAGCAGUAGAUUCUAUAGAACUACCCAAAGCAACAGCAAUAACCCCAUCGGCAUCAACAACUGCGGUUCAUAAAUCUAUUGAAAACACUGCACACCGAUCGACUAAUAAGCAGUCUAAUUCAGGGCCGUUUAUGGAAAAGCCAUAUAUAUCAUCUCCUGCCUCAGCGUCAUUAUCGUCAUCGUCAGCAUCCUUCCAAGACCUUGUUAGAAACUCACGGCCGCUGUCACCACCAGCUUUGUUGUUGAACGAAGAAGUGUUAUCAACUAAAUUAAUGACAAUUCAUUCCGUAACUCCUCCAAACGGGGGGUCUCCCACUACCACAUCUCCAAUACUGCUAUCAUCAGUCGAGCAAAAGCUAAGAAACCACUCUGCGAUGACACAGACGAAUGUCCAACAUGUAUCAAACCUUAACCAACUGCUCCACCAACCUCGUUCAGGCACAGCCUCAUCAGUCUCAAUUAGCAAUGGCUACAAACUGGAAAAGAGAUCCAGACCUUCUCCAUCAGUUUCAAGAUCUGCCUCUCAGAAACGGUCAGUAACAGGCUCUAACGUUUCAUUGUCCAGUGCUUCUCCCGCCCCUCAAAAGCCUAGAUUUUAUAUGUUGGAAAAUGGGGACCAUGAACACAAUUUGAGAUCGGCCAAAAGACAAGAAAAGUUAUCCAAUAUGUUAAAAGACUUGUUAGGAGCAAAAAGGCUACGUGAUGAAGCAAAGUCUGCAGUUCCCGAUAUUUUACAAAGCACCACUCCAUCUGCGACGAAUACUCAGCAACUGAAACCACCCACCCUAUUUGCAGGAUUAGUUAAUCGAGUUAAAAAUAAUCCGAACUACUCCAAUGAGUUAAUAGCGAAUGGUGCACAUGGACCGGAUUAUCGUUCGUUUGUGGAAAAGUAUGGACGGUGUCAAGAGGUGAUUGGGAGAGGUGCUUUUGGUGUUGUUCGAGUCUCUCACAAGAAAUUAGAUGGUCCAUCAAAUGAGGAAACAUUAUUUGCGGUAAAGGAAUUUAAGCGUAAGCCAAAUGAAAAUGAGAAAAAAUACAACAGGAGACUAACUUCGGAAUUUUGUAUUUCAUCUUCUUUAAAGCAUAUAAAUAUCAUAAACACCUUAGACUUGUUGAAAGAUGCAAAGGGAGAUUUUUGUGAAGUUAUGGAAUUCUGCACUGGAGGCGAUUUAUACACUUUAAUUAUUGCCCAAGGGAAAUUGGAAUAUGCUGAAGCAGAUUGUUUUUUUAAGCAACUAAUUAAAGGUGUCAACUAUAUGCAUGAUAUGGGUGUUGCCCACCGUGACUUAAAACCAGAAAAUCUAUUAUUAACUCAGAAUGGUAUUUUAAAGAUUACUGAUUUUGGUAAUGGUGAAUGUUUCAAAAUGGCUUGGGAGACGGAAAUACAGUAUUCCGAAGGUAUAUGUGGCUCCUCUCCAUAUAUCGCUCCAGAAGAGUUUACGCAAGAGCUAUUCGAUCCCCGAUGUGUGGACGUUUGGGCGUGUGGUGUAAUUUAUAUGGCGAUGAGAACUGGGAGACAGCUAUGGAAAUUGGCGGACCCUACCAAAGAUGAAUUCUUUGAGGAGUAUUUAGUGAAAAGAAAGGAAGCUACAGGCUACGAGCCAAUUGAAAGUUUGAAAAGAGCCAGAUGUCGGAACGUCAUUUAUUCCAUAUUGGACCCCAAACCAGAGAGAAGAAUUACUAGCAAGCAGAUAUUGAACAGUGAAUGGGGUCGAGAAAUUCGAGUAUGUGCUGCUGGUGAAGGAAAAAGUAGCACAUCAGGACUAGCAAGCACCAUAGUCGAAUAA
Molecule: messenger RNA, 1908 nt
Organism: Hemisphaericaspora subhashii
Lineage: Eukaryota; Fungi; Ascomycota; Pichiomycetes; Serinales; Debaryomycetaceae
Product: serine/threonine protein kinase
Exons: 1
Coding region: 1-1908 (635 amino acids)
Biological process (GO): intracellular monoatomic cation homeostasis; protein phosphorylation; intracellular signal transduction
Molecular function (GO): protein serine/threonine kinase activity; ATP binding
Source: RefSeq, a predicted model, not a curated record